GAGGUAGCGAGGUCAGGGGUCAAGAGUGGAACACCCUCACUGGCCCGGGCCGGCGCGGGAGGGCUGUGUGAUGGCCUCGGAGCGCCCGGAGCCGGAGGUGGAAGAAGCUGGGCAGGUGUUCCUGUUAAUGAAAAAGGAUUAUCGAAUCUCCCGAAAUGUUCGCCUGGCUUGGUUCCUCAGUCAUCUGCACCAAACUGUGCAGGCCACACCCCAGGAGAUGCUGCUUCAGUCUGAACAGGAAUUGGAAGUCCUCAGUGUCCUGCCCCCUGGGUGGCAGCCAGAUGAACCAGUGGUCCCAAGGCCAUUCCUCCUGGUACCUUCCACCCGGGUCACCUUCCUGGCUUGGCAGUAUCGGUUUGUCAUUGAGUUGGACCUUAGCCCAUCUACUGGCAUUGUGGAUGAUUCCACAGGGGAGAUCUUGUUUGAUGAAGUUUUCCAUGCCCUGUCCCGCUGCUUAGGCGGGCUGCUUCGGCCCUUCCGAGUGCCUGGAUCUUGCAUCGACUUCCAGCCUGAGAUCUAUGUAACUAUCCAGGCCUACUCCUCCAUCAUUGGACUGCAGUCCCACCAGGUGCUGGUACAGGGCUGCCUCUUGGACCCUUCCCAGCGGGAGGUGUUCCUGCAGCAGAUAUAUGAGCAGCUCUGCCUCUUUGAGGAUAAGGUGGCCACCAUGCUGCAGCAGCAGUACGAUCCCCAGAGCCAGGCAGAAGACCAGUCCCCAGACUCAGGGGACCUACUGGGCCGGAAGGUAGGCGUCUCCAUGGUGACAGCUGAUCUUGGGCUGGUCAGUAUGAUUCGUCAGGGCAUCUUGGCACUGCAGUUACUACCCUCGAACUCUAGUGCAGGGAUUAUCGUGAUCACGGAUGGGGUGACCAGUGUACCUGAUGUUGCUGUCUGUGAGACACUGCUGAACCAGCUUCGCAGUGGCACUGUGGCUUGUUCCUUUGUCCAGGUGGGAGGAGUUUACUCUUAUGACUGCAGUUUUGGCCAUGUGCCCAAUGUGGAAUUAAUGAAGUUCAUCGCAAUGGCAACAUUUGGGUCCUACCUGUCCACUUGUCCUGAGCCGGAGCCAGGCAACCUGGGUCUGACUGUCUACCACCGGGCAUUUCUCCUCUAUUCCUUCCUGCGCAGUGGGGAAGCACUGAACCCUGAAUAUUACUGCGGCUCUCAGCACCGCCUAUUUAAUGAGCACCUGGUCUCUGCAAGCAGCAACCCUGCCCUGGCCUUGCGCCGGAAGAAGCACACUGAGAAGGAGGUGCCAGCCGACUUGGUCAGCACUGUGUCCGUACGGCUUCGAGAGGGCUACAGUGUCCGAGAGGUCACACUGGCCAAAGGAGGGUCCCAAUUGGAGGUAAAGCUGGUGCUGCUGUGGAAACACAACAUGCGCAUUGAGUAUGUGGCUAUGGCACCCUGGCCCCUGGAGCCUGAGGGCCCUCGAGUAACACGGGUGGAAGUGACGAUGGAAGGCGGCUACGACAUUUUGCAUGAUGUGUCCUGUGCACUAAGGCAGCCCAUUCGUUCAUUGUAUCGUACCCAUGUUAUCCGGCGUUUCUGGAACACGCUGCAGAGCAUCAACCAGACAGACCAGAUGCUUGCCCACCUUCAGUCCUUCUCCUCAGUGCCUGAGCAUUUCACGCUUCCUGACAGCACCAAGAGCGGAGUGCCACUCUUCUACAUCCCUCCAGGCUCCACCACCCCGGUGCUCUCCCUCCAGCCCAGUGGUUCUGACUCAUCCCAUGCCCAGUUUGCUGCCUACUGGAAGCCAGUGCUGUCCAUGGAUGCAAAUUCCUGGCAGCGAUGGCUGCACAUGCAUCGCCUGGUGCUAAUCCUGGAGCAUGACACACCAAUCCCCAAGCACUUGCACACCCCGGGCAGCAAUGGGCGCUACAGCACUAUCCAGUGCAGGAUCUCCCACUCCUCCCUGACCUCUCUGCUGCGGGACUGGAGCAGCUUCGUACUAGUCGAGGGCUAUUCUUAUGUUAAGCUGCUCUCCAGUGCCCCAGACCAGCCCCCCAAUUCCUUCUACAUGGUCCGUAUCAUUUCCAAGGCCCCAUGCAUGGUUCUUCGCCUGGGUUUUCCCAUUGGCACACCAGCACCGGCCCGGCACAAGAUUGUGUCAGGCUUGAGGGAAGAGAUCCUGCGGCUGCGUUUCCCCCACCGGGUACAAAGCAAGGAGCCAACGCCCAAGGUGAAACGAAAAGGGCUAGGGGGUGCUGGUGGGGGCAGCUCUCCCUCCAAGUCACCCCCCGUGCUGGGGCCACAGCAGGCCCUGUCUGACCGGCCCUGCCUUGUGGUCCUGCAUAAGCCACUGGACAAACUGCUCAUCAGGUAUGAGAAGCUGCCCUUGGACUACCGGGCACCCUUCUUGCUGACAUUGGAGCCACCAGGUCCACUGCCCUUGGUGUCAGGCCGCUCAGCCUCUUCUAGCCUGGCGUCACUGUCCCGCUACCUCUACCAUCAGCGCUGGCUUUGGAGUGUCCCGUCAGGACUGGCCCCUGCGCUGCCUCUCAGUGCCAUUGCCCAGCUCCUCUCCAUCCUCACUGAAGUCCGACUUUCUGAAGGAUUCCACUUCGCCUGCAGUGGGGAAGGAAUCAUCAACAUGGUUCUGGAGCUUCCAAUUCAGAAUGAACCACCAGGGCAGGCUGCAGCUGAAGAGAAGCACACCUGUGUUGUCCAGUACAUCCUCUUCCCCCCACACUCUACCUCCACCAAAGACAGCUUCUCGACAGAUGAUGACAAUGAUGUGGAAGUGGAGGCCCUGGAGGGAGACUCAGAGCUCAAUCUGGUCACUGAGGUGUGGGUGGAGCCACAGUAUGGGCGAGUGGGACCUGGCCCUGGAAUCUGGAAGCACCUCCAGGACCUGACGUAUUCUGAGAUCCCGCAAGCUCUCCACCCACGGGAUGCUGCCUGCAUAGGCUCCAUGCUGAGCUUUGAAUACCUGAUACAGCUGUGUCAGAGCAAGGAAUGGGGUCCUCUGCCCCCAGAGCCGAGGGUCUCUGAUGGAUUGGAUCAGGGAGGAGACACCUGCGUCCAUGAGAUCCCUUUCCAUUUUGACCUAAUGGGAUUGCUGCCACAGUGCCAGCAGCUCCAGAUGUUCUUCCUCUUGCUUGCCAGAGAGCCAGAGGGUGUCCCUUUCGCCGAGGGGUCCUGUCCUGCCAACGACAUGGUGCUGUGCCUGCUGCACAGCUGCCUGGGGCAGGAGCUGAGUGACCGGGAGAUCCCACUGACCCCCGUUGACCAGGCUGCCUUCUUGAGUGAGGUGCUGCGGCGGACCUGCCACGUUCCAGGUGCCGAGGGGCCACUGCUGGGGGUUCAUGGGAUCCCGAAGGAGCAAGCAGUCGGCAGCACCCAGGCCACAGGAGACUCCGCUUUUACUUCCCUGAGUGUAGGUCUUCCUGAAACUCUCAAGCCUCUCAUCUCUGCCCAGCCCCCUCAGUGGCGCUGCUAUGCAAGGCUUGUGAACCCCCAGCAUGUGUUUCUGACUUUUCUCCCAGCUACCUUCUCAGAUGUCCAGCGUCUGGCUGCCUGUGGCCUGGAGGGACCCCCUCAAGAGGAGACAAAGCCUAAGUUUGGGGAUUGGAGUGGGGCUCCCAGUCUGAAAGAUCUAGGAGGAACUGGGAUCAAAGCUACAAAGUCCCACGUCCCUGUCCUCAGUGUGACCCUGGCUAGUGACAAUGCCCAGAAUCAAGGAGAGCUAAGUCCACCAUUCCGUCGAGACUUACAGGCUUACGCUGGGCGUCAGGCUUCCCAGACAGAGAGUGCGGAUGGGCCCCGGACCCGGUGUCCUGUCUACAUCUACAGCUGUUCACUGGAAGCGCUGAGGGAACAAAUGGUUGGCAUGCAGCCCCCUCAGGCGCCCCGAGACCUCAUCUUCCGGACUCAGUUCCUCGACCACCCCUCCCCAUCCUCAGCCUGGAUGGAACCCCGGUACAAGGAGGCAGCUAACCACUGUGCCCUGCUGCAGGAGCAUGCACAGCGGUGCUAUGUCCGUGGGCUAUUCCGCAGCUUGCAGCAAGCACAGAGUGUGACCUCCCAGGAUUUGCUGACAGCGGUAGAUGCCUGUGAGGAGCUACUACAAGAAAUAGACAUCACCCCAUUUCUCCUUGCAUUGUGUGGCCACACUUGGGGUUUGCCUCAUGCACCCCCAAGUCCUGGUCCUCUCAGCCCUGGGCCCUUCAGCAGCAGCAUGGAGGAGGGUGCUGAACCUCGGGAACGAGCUAUCCUAGCUUCUGAAUCCAGCAUAGAGACCGAGGACCUAAGCGAGCCUGAGUUUCAGAGCACCCGUGUCCCUGGCAUUCCAGACCCUGGGCCAGAGAUCUCUCUGACAGAUGUCUGCCAGCUCAGAGGAGAGGCCCAUGGUGCCCUUCAUAGCGUCAUCCAGGAGAAGUUCCUAGAGAUCAGUCGUCUCCACUUCCGCACAGUGCCUUCCAAUCCCCACUACUUCUUCUAUUGCCCUCCAUCCAGCAGGCGAGAAGAUGAGGGGCCUCGGGACACAGUAGACAGAAAAAUCAGUGACCUGGAGUUUUCAGAGGCUGAGCUUAUGGGAGAAGAAGGAGACACAUCUGCCUGCUGUGUGGUCACUGAGAGUGACCCAGAGCUAGAGGUAGAAUACCGGGAGAGCCGUGAAUCAGACCUGGGGCCUGCUGGGCUAGACUCUGCCUCGCUGUCAGACGUAGACACUGUGAAUCCUGAUGAAGACUCCUUCAGUAUCUUGGGGGGCGACUCACCCACUGGGCCUGAGAGCUUCCUUCAUGACCUGCCACCGCUCUUCCUGCACCUCACGUGCUCCGUGCGGCUACGUGGGCAGCACAGCUCAGUACCUGUGUGCAGCCUGCCUACCUGCCUGGGCCAGGUGCUUUCCAGUCUGGAGGGCCCCCCAGUUGGAGGCCGAGUUCCCUUGAGGGACCUCAGUGUGACUCUGGAUGUCUUCAUGCUGACUUUGCCCCUGGAAGUGGAGCUCCCCACGGCCUCGGACCCUCAGCACCACCGGUCAACAUCUGAAAGCAGUGCUUCAUUUCCACGAUCCCCAGGGCAGCCAUCAUCUUUAAGGUCAGAUGAUGGCCUCGGGCCCCCACUGCCACCCCCAGAAGAGGAGAGGCACCCAGGACUAUCCAAUUUGGCCACGCCCCACAGACUGGCUAUUGAGACCACCAUGAAUGAGAUCCGCUGGUUGUUGGAAGAUGAGAUGGUGGGGGCACUCCGAAGAGGGGGCAUCCCACAGAGUCCUGCCCUGCACCGCGCAGCUGCCCAUAUCCAUAGUUCUCCUGGACGCUCCACCUGCCUUCGCCAAACUCUGCCACUGAGUUUUGUAUUUGGGCCAGAGCGUUCCCUCACACAAUUCAAGGAGGAGUUCCGCCGCCUCCAUCUCCCUGGCCAUGUUCUUCUUGAAGACCCUGACAGUGGCUUCUUCUUUGUGGCAGCUGGCCAACAGCCAGGUGGGUCCCAUGGGGAGCCUUCUUCAGCGGCCUGGGCUUGGCACAGUCAUGAGGACAGGGCUGAAGGCAUCGAAGGGGAGACCCUGACAGCCAGCCCCCAAGCACCUGGGUCCCCAGAGGAUUCUGAGGGUGUCCCCCUCAUCAGCCUGCCCCGCGUGCCACAGGGAGGGAGUCAGCCUGGGCCCAGCCGGGGAUUAAGUCUCAUGUCCAGUCAGGGCAGUGUGGACUCAGACCACCUAGGUUAUGAUGGUGGCAGCAGUGGCUCAGACAGUGAGGGUCCCAAUGACACCCUUGGUGAGAAGGCCCCCUUCACAUUGCGGACUCCACCUGGGCCAGCACCUCCACAGCCUUCACUCUCAGGCCUCCCUGGGCCCUGCCUGCCUGACUUCUGGCUCAUUGUCCGGGUCCUGCAGGACCGUGUGGAAGUGUAUGCACAUGCACGGAGCCUGAUUCGGGAGGAUGGGGGGCCGGGCACUGAGUGUCGCCACCUGCAGCAGCUCCUGGUGAGGCGAGUUGGGGAGAUCUGCAGGGAGGUCAACCAGCGACUGCUUCUUCAAGACCUUCAUGACAGCCACGUGUGUAACUCUCUUCUGGUGGCCGAGAGUGAAGAAGAUCUGUGGCGCAGUGAGACUCCCUUCCACUCCCGUCAGCGGGCACCACUGCCCAGUGAUGAUUAUGCUGCUGAUGAGAGCUGUGCGCCCCGUGGGUACCUGGCAGCCACAAUGCAGUUUGUCCCUGGCCAUUUCUCCUGUGACGUUGUGUGGGGAACUGUGAUCCGAGUCCAUUCACGCCUCAAAAUGGGGCCCAGCAUGGGGGUCUCUCGGGCCAUCCAGGCCCUGCGCUCUGUGCUCAAUGCCUUCUCUGUGGUGAACCGGAAAAACAUGUUUGUUUACCAGGAGCGAGCAACAAAGGCUGUGUACUAUCUUCGGCUCCUAGAGACAUCCUGCAGUGACCGGCCAUGGAAAGGGGAUGCGCUGCCCCCUUCCCUCGCUCUGUCCCGAAGCCAAGAGCCCAUCUACUCUGAGGAAGCCUCGGGUCCUCGUUCUCCCUUAGACAUGGUCUCUAGCCGCAGUUCAGAUGCUGCUCGUCCUGUGGGCCAAGUGGACAGACAUAUCCAGCUGCUGGUCCAUGGUGUUGGGCAGGCAGGUCCUGAGAUCACGGAUGAGCUCGUGCGAGUUCUAUGUCGGCGCCUGGAUGAGGCCACGCUGGACGUCAUCACAGUUAUGCUUGUUCGGAACUGCAAGCUGACACCAGCUGAUGUGGAGUUCAUCCAGCCCCCUGGAAGUCUCCCCUCAGAGGUGCUGCAUCUGGCCCUACCCACCUCCUGCAGGCCCUGGCUUCCAGCCCUGGCAUGGUACCUACGGCAGAACUUGCUCAUCUUCCUGCACUCUCCCAAGUACACAGAUAGCAACAGCCGGAACCACUUCCAACAUCCACUCCCACCACAGGGUGGCCUCCCUGACUUGGACAUCUACUUGUAUAACAAGCCUGGUGGACAGGGCACUGGGGGCAAAGGGGUUGCCUGCAUCACUCUAGCCUUUGUGGAUGAAGGAGGGGCCCCCUUGUCACUGGCGUUGUGGCCCCCCUCCUCUCCGGGGCCCCCAGACCCACUGCGAGAGGAGGAAUUUGAGCAACUGACCCAGGUCAUCCGCUGCCCGGUUGUUGUGGACAGUUCUUCAGCUCAGAAUGGGGCCCCACGGCUUCGAUUGGAUGUGUGGGAAAAGGGGAACAUUAGUAUUGUGCAGCUGGAGGAGAAACUCCGAGGAGCAGCUCGCCAGGCCCUGGCCGAUGCCAUCAUCGAGCUUCAGCUGCUGCCAGCUUCACUAUGUACAGAGGACACACCCACAGGAAGUCUCAGGAACGGAUCGUUGGAAACUAAGAGCUCUGCAGGCCGAGCUAGCACCUUUCCCCCUGCCCCUGUCCCUGGGGAGCCUGUGACUCCACCCAGCAAAGCGGGCCGGCGUAGCUUCUGGGAUAUGCUGAGUAAAACAGAAUGUGGGGAUUUGGGUUCCCCCAAAACAACUGAUGACAUUGUCCUGGAUCGGCCAGAAGACACUCGGGGCCGGAGGCGUCACAAAACCGAGAGUGUUCGGACUCCUGGUGGAGCUGAGCGGGCGCCAGGCUCAGAUUCUGGAGCCCAGAGACAAAAGCGCCGGACAACACAGCUAGAAGAGGGUGAGGUGGGGACCCUUCAUCCUGUGUUUGCCCGUGUUGCUCAGCGCUGGAUGGAGUUUAUGGUUCAGAUUGGUUGUGCCUCAGUGUCCAGAAGCUCUGCCCACAUGGUGUCCCGGUUCCUCCUUCCAUCCAUCCUGUCUGAGUUCACCGCACUGGUCACCUCAAUGGCUGGAGACACCAGUGUCCGCAUCUUUGAGCAGCAUUUGGGUUCAGAGCCAGAGAUCUUCGGCCCUUGUUCCCCUGGGCAACUGGGCCCCUCUCCCCGCCCUGCAGCUGAGCGGCAUCUGCUGCUUCUGGGAAGGAACUUCUUGCAGUGGAGGAGACCAACACAGCAGGCUGCCAAAGCCAUGCAGCGCUUCGAGCCAGGAGGUGAUGGGAGCUCAGGGCGAAAUGCUCCCCGGCAGAGGCUCUUGCUACUAGAGGUUGUGGACAAGAAGCUACAGCUGCUGACCUACAACUGGGCUCCAGACCUGGGGGCAGCAUUGGGCCGAGCGCUGGUUCGCCUGGUGCAGUGGCAGAAUGCACGAGCCCAUCUCAUCUUCUGCCUACUCAGCCAGAAGCUUGGCCUCUUCCAUCAUUAUGGCCAGUUGGACUUCCCCGUGCGAGAUGAAAAGGAGCCAAACCCAUUCCUGCUGCCGACCAUGGAAGUGGAGACCCUCAUCCGGAGUGCAAGUCCCCCGCUGAGCCGUGAGCAGGGCCGACUGAGUGGGUCCUCUCGUGGUGGGGGUCCUCUUCCCCUGGACACAUUCCCCUUUGACGAGGCCCUAAGGGAUAUCACGGCUGCCCGCCCCAGCUCCGUACUUGGUCCUGUGCCCAGACCUCCUGAUCCUGUCACCUACCAUGGACAACAGUUCCUAGAGAUCAAGAUGGCAGAGCGCAGAGAGCUGGAGCGCCAGAUGAAGAUGGAAAACCUGUUUGUAACCUGGCAGCAGCGUUCUACCCCAGCCACCAUGCCCAUCAGUGCUGGAGAGCUGGAGACCCUGAAGCAGUCAUCCCGCCUGGUGCAUUACUGUGCAACAGCCAUGCUCUUCGACCCAGCUGCCUGGCUGCAUGGGCCCCCAGAGACCUCUGGACCCCCUGACGGGCAGCGGCGCCAUCGCCCUGAGUCAGGGUCUGGGAGCCGAGAGGCCCCCACAAGCUGUGAAUCCUUGGAUGUGUCGCCCCCGGGAGCCCGUGAGGAGCCUUGGCUGAAGGAGCUGAGCUUGGCUUUCCUGCAGCAAUAUGUGCAGUAUCUGCAGAGCAUAGGUUUUGUGCUGGUACCACUGCGGCCCCCCUCACCCGCCCGCAGCACCAGCCGGCCACGGGCCAUGGCUAUCCUUGGAACAGAGGGUCGAGGCUCCUUCUCCUGCCCUAAAACCAAGACUGAUGGGAGCCCCAAGAGCACUAGCUCUCCGGUAACCACCUACCACCUGCAGCGGGCACUGCCUGGGGGCAUCAUCCUCAUGGAACUGGCAUUCCAGGGCUGUUACUUCUGUGUCAAACAGUUUGCCCUGGAAUGUUCCCGAAUCCCAAUGGGGCAGGCUGUCAACUCACAGCUGUCCAUGCUGUUCACAGAGGAGUGUGACAAGGUGCGGGACCUGAUGCACGUGCACUCGUUCAGCUAUGACUUCCAUCUGCGCCUCGUGCAUCAGCACGUGCUAGGUGCCCAUCUGGUGCUGCGGCACGGCUACCACCUCACCACCUUUCUGCGACACUUCCUGGCCCACCACCCUGACGGACCCCACUUUGGCCGCAAUCACAUUUACCAAGGGACAUUGGAGCUCCCCACACCACUCAUUGCUGCCCACCAGCUAUACAACUACGUGGCUGAUCACGCCAGCUCUUACCACAUGAAGCCAUUGCGAAUGGCCCGGCCAGGGGGCCCAGAACACAACGAGUAUGCCCUGGUGUCGGCAUGGCACAGUUCUGGCUCCUACCUGGACUCUGAGGGACUUCGACACCAGGAUGACUUUGAUGUGUCUCUGCUUGUCUGUCACUGUGCUGCACCCUUUGAGGAGCAAGGAGAGGCUGAGCGGCACGUUCUGCGGCUACAGUUCUUCGUGGUGCUCACCAGCCAGCGAGAGCUCUUCCCCAGGCUCACUGCUGACAUGCGCCGCUUCCGGAAGCCACCCAGACUGCCCCCUGAGCCAGAGGCUCCUGGGAGUUCAGCUGGCAGCCCUGGGGAGGCCUCAGGGCUUAUUCUAGCGCCUGGACCGGCUCCUCUGUUCCCACCACUGGCUGCAGAGGUGGGCAUGGCACGAGCACGGCUGGCUCAGCUGGUGCGGCUGGCUGGAGGGCACUGCCGUCGGGACACCCUUUGGAAGCGCCUCUUCUUGCUGGAGCCACCGGGGCCUGAUCGACUGCGGCUAGGGGGGCGCCUGGCCCUGGCAGAGCUGGAGGAACUCCUAGAAGCAGUCCAUGCCAAAUCCAUUGGGGACAUCGACCCCCAGCUGGACUGCUUCCUAUCCAUGACGGUCUCCUGGUACCAGAGCCUGAUCAAAGUUCUCCUAAGCCGCUUCCCCCAGAGCUGUCGCCAUUUCCAAAGCCCAGACUUGGGAACUCAGUACCUGGUUGUGCUGAAUCAGAAGUUCACUGACUGCUUUGUGCUAGUGUUUCUGGACUCCCACUUAGGAAAGACGUCUCUGACAGUGGUUUUCCGAGAGCCCUUCCCAGUACAGCCCCAGGACAGCGAGAGCCCCCCUGCCCAACUGGUCUCCACCUACCACCACCUGGAGUCUGUCAUCAACACAGCCUGUUUCACCCUCUGGACCCGCCUCCUCUGAGGGAGUGGACUGGACCACUGAAUGUCACUGUUCCUUGAAUCAUGGGCCUACCAGAUUGCCUGCCAGAGGCAGGACUGACCAGCCCUUCUGGGCCCCAGGGCAAGCCAGACACUGAGUGACACCAAAGGCUUUGUAACUAUGUCUUGAGGGUCUGCUGCCCCAGCCUGGCAGCAGGAACCGCCCUCCCCAAACACCCACAGCCACUGACCCAUCCAGGACUCCAGAGAGUCAGGUCAACCCCGAGGACCCCUUGGGCCCUUCUGGGGUACUCCUUUCGGCCCCCCUGGUAGAGUCUCGGGAGUUCACACAGGGUGGCAAACACCCCCUAGAGCUCCUCUGCCUGAAUCCUGCCCCCUAGCCUUUGACCACUGUCAGCCACCUGUGUCCCUUGAGCCUUCGGGUCUUCACUUCCCACUUGGACAUCACUGCUGGACAUUCCCAUCGAGAUGACACCUGGGUUCCAAUCCCAGCUCUGCCUUUGAAGCACUUGUGGCCACCGUCAAGUCCCUUUGCUCUCGGACCCUGGGUUUCUCAUCCUUUAAUGAGGUGGGUUCAGAAGCUCUCCCAUCUUCACAGCAACCCUGGCACUGGCUUCUCAAUGGGAGGGAAGCAGCAGAGAAACUGAAGUGUUAGACACUAUGUGUCCCACCACCCCAUUACAGAGACAUAUGACAAUGUUCAGCAGGUCAUCUUUAAUGCAGAGGAGGAGAUGGGAUGUCACUCGCUGUCUGGAGGCACGUGGGUGGUGUGCGGGCCCUCACUGGCCAGCCUCUGGGUGGCCCCGCCUAUCCCAGUAUGAACGUAGCCAACUCAAGCCCUCUACUGUGUCUCCUGCAGGGAGAGGGAGGCCUCGGCACCUCAGCCCACAAGGAGAAAACAGCCCCUGUCCGGGUCCCUCCAGAGCUCCCUUCCCCAGGGCCACGCCUCACCUCGAGGCUGAUACUCACAGCCCACGAAGCCUUUGUAGCCUUCAUCUUCCAGCAGUUGAAACAGAUAGGGGAAAUUCAGCUCUCCGGGGCUGCUGGGCUCCCCUCGGCCUGGGACCUGUGCCACCUGCACAUGCCCUGGGGACAGAUGUGGACAAAUGUGGGGUCCAGGCUCCUGCCAGGGCCUGAAGGACAGAUGUGGGGAUUGAAAGGGUGGGAGGGCAAAGGAAGGUCCUCUCACCAACAAUGGGCAGGAACUCCCGGAUGUUUCCUGUCAGGUUCCCAUCCAUGAUCUGCCAGUGGAAUAUGUCCUAGGGAAGAGGAUACUACAUUCCGAGACCCCGCAGGCCCCGCCCUCCUUCCGAUCUGCGAAGUACCCCCUUCCACUUACCAUUUGUAAUUGGAGGUUGGGUCUUCCUACCUUCUGUAAGAUGGCUGCCGCUGUAAGAGAAGCCAGGGAGGGGACCGUGAGCCUCAAGAGCACAGGAAUCAAAAGGGACAGAAGGAGAGACAGGGCUGGGGUCGUACCCUGCUGGGGCGUGUCCAGGAAGUACUGGGGGUCAGUGAUGCGGGUGUUGAUGGGCUCCAGCAGUCCCACGAGGUCCUCCUAGCAGCAUGUCGGGUGCUGUGAAUAGAGCUCCUUCCCAAGUUUGUCCCCCAUCAGUCAGUCACUGGUCAAGGCCCUCACCUGUUCCUCUGACCUAGGCUGGCAGCCUCACGUGCUGUCCCCACUGUGCACCCCCUUCUCCGCACACCCACAGAGACAUGUAAGUACGUGUGUGUUUCCACCUUUCUCACCUGAGCCAAAACCCCAGCUGCAUGCCUCAGGUUCUCCAGAAAAACGGCCUCCAUCUCAGCCUUGACUGCUAUUCGAUCAGCUCCCUGGGGUACUCGGCCAGCCAUCAGGUGGAUCCUGUGGGGAAGAUGGACUGGAGGCCUUGCCUCCCUUGGCUCUCUCUGCACCUCUUCCAGGAUUCCCUGACUGUGCCAGCCCUCGUCCGUCUCCCCAGGUCUCCAGUCCAUGGCACCUGGGUCACGAUGCCCAGGUAUCCCAGCACUUUCAGAGACACUUCAGUGAUGGCUGAGGGGCAAGCCCUUUCCCAGACAUCUCAGUGUCCACCCACCGCCUCCUGCCUCCAGUACUUUCCAAAACCUUUCCUUCCCUCGGUCCUUCUCCGCAACCUGUAACCUGCUAAAUUCUCACCUUUAAAAAUUGUCCUGACCUUUGCUUGCCCUUCUCAGGUAUUCCAUGCUGCUGUCUCUACUUCCUCUCCUCGCAUCUACUUAGCCUUUUCCCAUCUGUUUUCUGCCCCCACCAUUGACCAGUAGUGAUCCCCUCUUGCCAGUUCCUUCUGAGCCUGUUUGGCCUCUGCAGGAUUUGACAUUUGAAUCAGCCCCACUUUGAGCCGUCCACCUCCUCCCAUCAUCCCCUGAUCUUAGCCACAUCCAGCUCCAAGCAGACAUUCCAGGCCUCCCCAUCCCAACAGGCUACAUACAUGUCCAGCCUCAGGAACGCUGCCAAAUACACCAGGCCUCCUCUUGCCACAGCACCCUUGCAAGGAACACUCAACUUCCUGCCCAUCAAGCAAUGCCCACUCCUUGAAGACAGUCCAAGCAUCACUACCUGUAAGCAGCUUUCUCUGAUCCAGACAGGGUUAGGUGCCUACCCUGCUCCCACAGCUUCCUGGAAUAGGCCUGUCCUCAAAUGCAUCACUGUAUAUAUUUACUCUCCUAUCUGCCUAGGCAGACUGAGCUCCCAGCAUGGGAUCCCAGCAUGGGGUGAGCAUGAAAGAGUGGCAAACAGAGUGGCAUAAGACAGAUAAAAUACAAAAGGCAAUUUACAAAGGACCAGGACCGCAGAGGCAGAGAUAAACCAGUGGGCUCAGACUUCUGAGCGUCUCAGAUCUGGCGUCCUCGACUCCCUGAACCUGCAUCAGGGUCAUGGGUCACAGGGGUGGGGGUGGGGUGGAGCGGGGUACCUGGGACAGCCCAGGGCUUUGGCAUACCGCACGGCCUGCUCCAGUCCCUCUCGGAAGGCCGCCUGUCUCCCGGGGACGGCCCCCAGCCCCAUUUCCCCCUUCUCUUGGUCUCCUGCAGAGAGAACGGGCCUCAGCCCCCGGCUCGGACACUCCCCUGCCCGCGCCCCGGCACCCCCCAGCCCUCCCAGCCCUCCCGGCCCGCGACGCACCCGGGGGCGUGUUGAUCAGUACAAGCCGCAGCCCCGCUUCUCGCGCGGCGCGCGCCAGCGCCUCAGGCGUCUCCGCGUACGGCCAGGCCACCUCGACGGCCUCGAAGCCCGAGCUGCCCGCGGCCCGCACCCGCGCGGGGAGGCCGGAGAGCUCGGGGAAUAGCCAGGACAGAUUGGCGGAGAAGCGCAGCGGCGCCAUGCCUGGGGAGGCCGGGCCGGGCGGAGUCCGCGGGAUCCAAAGGCGGCGGGCGGCGGGCGGCGGGCGGCGGGCGGGGGCGGGGCUCUCCUUGCUGGCCCUGCGAACGAACGAGCACUGUUCGUGGUUAGAAAAGCGAAGUGCUGUAAAAACCCGGGCCUUCACGAAAAGCGCCUACGGUUAGCGAGAGAGGGAUCACGGGGAGAGGCGAAGGGGCGGAGCGAGGGCGGCCGGAAAAGGAGCAGGACCCGCGCCUGGAGAAGGUAGGGAGGCCGAGCUCCAGGGCCUGAGAGCCGGACGCGAAGCAAGAGAGAGCUGGCUGCCCGAGGGCCCGGUUGCAAUGAUGGGACGCGCACUUUAAUACUGAGUCUUUCCUCUGAUUAUAAAAAUGCUAUCUGUUCGUUAAGCAACAUUUGAAAGCUGUAUGACCAAAUAAAGAAGCACUUUUAUACCGCCA
Molecule: messenger RNA, 14136 nt
Organism: Homo sapiens (human)
Lineage: Eukaryota; Metazoa; Chordata; Mammalia; Primates; Hominidae
Gene: SZT2
Product: SZT2 subunit of KICSTOR complex
Exons: 72
Coding region: 71-10369 (3432 amino acids)
Biological process (GO): negative regulation of TORC1 signaling; response to nutrient levels
Cellular component (GO): lysosomal membrane; peroxisome
Source: RefSeq, marked reviewed